AUGGAUGCACCUGCUGUCUUAUCUGCCCCAGAAGGGUUGCUUGAGCAGUUAGGUCUUUCUAAGGCAGGAGAUAGAUUGAACCUCGUGGCCUAUUGCAAAACCACUCAUGAAAAGCCAAACGAAUCACAACAGAAGAAAAAGGCACUACUUGAAGCUUUCCUUUCAAGGAAAAAAAUGAAGAAGUCACACAAAACCAAAGAGCUUACAUCAGUCGAAAAGAAGAAAGAAAAAAUCAAAAAUAAGAAAGUACAACUUGGCUGGAAACAUUUCAGAGAAGAAGAUGAUGCUUAUGUCCUGGUCCCCUUAUCAAAGGGAGGAGGAAGUCGAACAGUUGAUGUCCCAGUUACGAUAAGCAGAUUUGAAUUGCAUCAAAUGUGCAAAAGCCUUUUCUUCCCUGAUGGACAAUCACUGUUUGGAAAAGCUGAUGACAUGCUUUUGGAUCUGGCCAAUUUUAAAGAUGAAAAGAUUAGCGAUACCAUCACUGUUGGAGCUGACUGUACAGUCCCAUUCAACGUAGCAAACUACAUGGAAGCUCACAAGAUUAAAACAGUAAGAUUGUACCUACGAUCCAAAUUAUUAACAACUGACAGCGAUGAUGAUCUAUACCAUUCACCCUUUGAUAUCAGAGAGGUCAUGCCACCUGUAGAGUUGAAUGAGGGGAGCUCAUUAAUUGGCUCAUCAGAAGACAGAAAAGCUCUAAAAGAGGAACAGGAUGAAGCAUAUCGAGUCUCUUUACUAACCGAUGAGAAGGGGUGUGCUGAUCUGGAAAGAAAGAUUCAUGAUGAAAAACGCAAAGAAAGACUUCAGAGAGCCAGAAUGGAGAGGGUACUUCCUGAACCGAGUAGUGAUUUUGUAACUGUGAAGAUUAGACACCCAUCUUUAGGUUUACAAUCAAGAAAAUUUCCAACCCACACAUUGAUGAAUUCAGUUUACGAUUGGGCAGGUUCUUUGGCUACUGAACCAGAACACUUCACACUAAAUGAUCCUUUAGGGAAAAUGCUACUUCCAAUUAGUGAACUUGACGACAGGUGUACAUUGACUAUGAUUGAGUCUCAAGAGGGAACCCCUUCUCUGCUGUCUUCUGAUGAUGAAGUUGAUUUCUUGGGGUUUGGUCCAGCAGUUGACACAAGUGAAUUUAGUGAAUGGUUUACAGAGUUUGAUGAACCAGACAUUCAAGGAAGUCGAGAUGCACAAUAUUCAGUGUUUGUAUCAUGAUUUCCUAUUUUCUUAUAUAGUUUCUUUUUAGCACCUUUGUAGGCUUUAAUAAUGCGUGUAGGGAAACUGUGAUGAUUGUAUCUUAGGACUUGUGGUUAAUAUGGACACCAUAGGUCAUGCUACCUUCAAGGAAGGUGGGUCUCUUUGAGUAUUAAGAUACCAUAGCGUUCCUUUUUAUGAAGGUGGUGUGAUAGAAGACACAGAGGUCUCAAAUUAUUUUGCAAAAUUGAGGAUGCCAUACACCUCAGGGUUAUUUUAACUUCUUUGUUGUCAUGCUCAGUAAUAUCAGGUAAAUUUUGCUUUUAAAACAGCUGUUUUCAAUGGCGUGUCUCUCUUUUUCUCUUAGUAGCCAUGCAUCUGCUAGGCAGGAAAAUCUUCAACAAACCCAAGCACCAUCUAUCAGGUAUUUAUGAUCGACAUAAUACUUAUUAUUAUAGGUAGCAUCCCAAAGCCAUUUGUUUUAUGUCACUAUAUUUGUAUUUUGUAACAAAUUGUGCAAGUGCUUCUGAAUGAGUCCUGCAUUACAUGCAGGAUAGAUAUAGAGAAAAGAGAGAAAUAUUAUUAGAAAUAUUUUGCUCGUUCCACCUUCAGUUAACUAUUAUUUGACCUUUUUUUUGUUGUUGGGUACUCAUCACUACAGUUUCUCACGUUUUCUUUGAAGCAGUGCAUCUGCUAUAAGUGACAGCUCUGCCCAACCACAACCACCCUCUAUGUCUAUCAAGUAUUUGGAAACUUAUGUUAAUCUCAUAUCCAUUGAAUAUCAUUUACAACUACGGUUUAUAUUCUAAGUCUAGAUUUGUAGCACAUAUGUUAUCCUGUAAUACAGCUAUCAUAACGUUCUGCAUGAAUUUUUUCUUUCAGUCCUUUUUGAUUAUUGAUCACAAAUUUUCCAUGAGGUAUUCGGAACAAUAUAAGUGAAACACACACACACACCCCAAGGUGUCCGCGUCAUUAUCAGUCUUUUAUGAAAAUGUCCUCAGAUCCUAUCCAGAGAGGAAUAGCAAUAUUGUUGUUGUCGUUGUUUUUUUUGAUUUACAAAAUCUCAGGUAUGCCCUGUCGGUGUAGACGCCCUUGGCUCGUGUGUAGAGCAUUUUCACUUUUUUUCUUAGUUUGCGAGCCGGCGGAUUUCUCCAAAUGCUGUGACCUGAUUUUGCUUCCGGGAGCAAGCGUUUUUUCCAAUCUUCCUUGACACCACUGGGUGGAAUCGUUCUGGCAGCCUCAUUCAAAAGUUUGUUCAUUGUUUGGGAAAGAGGAAAAGCCGUGAUUUUAAAGCUUUUUUUCUUUAAAGUUGGGCGCUUAUUGGGACCAGCUAGGAAAAAGUUUAUUUUCCUAGCUAGACUAGUCUGCUCACAUUUCAGUACAUCAACACACAGAAUAUGGAGGGUCACGUAAAAUUUUCGUACAACAAAUGUAAAAACAAAAAUGUUAUGCACCUUCGCUUUGGGCUGUACUCAAGGACCUCUUGGCGCGUGAAUAACAUAUAAACUAUUUUUGCAUUGUACAGGUUCAUCAGAAUUCGAAGGGUCCAGAUAACGUCUGAUAUGAUUGAAGUGUUCAAGGAUCGAUCGGUUAUGGAAGCUCGACUUAAAGUAACAAUGAUCAAUGCACAUGGCCAAGAAGAAGCUGGUUCCGAUGAAAAUGGAGUGUACAGAGAUGCACUAUCAGCAUUGUAG
Molecule: messenger RNA, 2888 nt
Organism: Porites lobata
Lineage: Eukaryota; Metazoa; Cnidaria; Anthozoa; Scleractinia; Poritidae
Source: the annotation of a GenBank genome assembly